AUGGCAAAUGCAAUUGAUACUAUAACUGUUAAUCAAACCAUUAGAGACGAUGAUAACAGCACCAUCAUGUCGGCUAAAGAAACUUUUCAAAUGGGAUUCUUUACCCCUGGUAAUUUAAAGAGUCGGUUCUUGGGCAUAUGGUACAAAAAUAUAGCCAAUCUGACUGUUGUCUGGGUUGCUAAUAGAGACACGCCACUUGCUGAUACAUCAGGCGUGCUCAUGUUUGACGCUAAUGGAAAUUUGGUACUCACUAAUGGUGACAAUAAAAUAAUUUGGUAUGCAAAUGACAGUUAUCCUGAAGAUUUCCUCUGGCAGAGUUUUGAUCACCUUGGUGAUACUAUUCUACCAGGCAUGAAGUUUGGCUGGGACUUGGUGAAACACUUAGAAAGGUAUCUCAUAUCCUGGAAAAGCCCGGAUGAUCCAUCUCCAGGCAAUUACACAUAUGGAGUCUAUCUAAAAGGAUAUCCACAGCGAGUUGUAUGGAAAGGUUCAGCUAUGAGAUUCAGGUUUGGACCAUGGAAUGGUGUUCAGUUUGGUGGCAAGUCUAAUUUGAUGCAGAAUAUGGUUUUCACAUAUGAUGUUGUGUCUGACGAAAAGGAUUUGUAUUACAUGUGUAAACUUCUCAAUAGUUCUGCUGCGAUGAGAAUGAUCUUAAAUUCAGACGGAGAUCUAAAAAUUCUUACCUGGACUAACAAUAUGCAAGGUUGGGAUAACACUAUGACUCUACCAACAGAUAAAUGCGACGACUUUGCUUUAUGUGGGGCAUAUGGUAUUUGUAACAUUACUGAGAAAACUUAUGGACGUGACAUCUGUGGGUGUUUGGAUGGGUUUGAGCAAAAAUUUUCAGAAAAAUGGAGGUUAGCAGAUCAUUCUGAUGGUUGUUGA
Molecule: messenger RNA, 885 nt
Organism: Daucus carota subsp. sativus
Lineage: Eukaryota; Viridiplantae; Streptophyta; Magnoliopsida; Apiales; Apiaceae
Product: G-type lectin S-receptor-like serine/threonine-protein kinase At4g27290
Exons: 2
Coding region: 1-885 (294 amino acids)
Biological process (GO): recognition of pollen
Source: RefSeq, a predicted model, not a curated record